AUUCUCUCCAAUGGACCUAUUUACUCUGCAACAAGAAGACCUGGAACGAGGUCUUGUUUACCUAGGAAAGGACCCUCUAUCAGCAGAACAAGCAUCUUCUAUAUGGAAAACCUUGGUAAAGGGAUAUGGAGAUGUGAACGAAAUACCUGACAGAUGUCUACAGCAGCUGGGAUGGGUUGCUUCAGGAAUUCCACCAGAGGAUAUGAGCAACCUCACACUGAACGAGAUCGACACAAUUGCAGCACUGGGGCAGUUCCAUAACCUCUCAAUGCCACAACUCACUGCCCUGGCAGAACAAGUCCACAACAGUUGGGCAGCGAAGGAGCCUGAAGACUACACAUUCUACGAUCUGGCAGCAUUACAACAAAUACUAUGCGGCUUCAACCGCACCGUAAUCGAGAGGAUACAUCCUAGUGCAUACAGUGAAGCUUCCAAAACACUGGGACGACUGAAGUCCUGCCCUUUGGAGGUAUUGCAAGGACUGGCUACUUUAGCUACUGACAGUGCAGCCUUUGGAAACACAGAUCUUUGGACACCAUCACAGGUAAAUGCCAUAGGCUGCGUACUGGGAGGGCUAGACGCACUUUCCAUUGCUUCUAUUCCUGCCAAGUCACUUGAACAACUGACACCUGACGCUGCUCUCUGUAUGCCAUCACAUCUUAUCAAGGCUAUGUCAGCAACACAGAGAGAGAGACUACCUUCAACUACUACCAACUACUUCAGCAGAGAACAAUGGACAGCGUUAAAUUCAUAUGUGCAGGCAACUCAUUGUAAUACCAACAGCUCUAAACUAGACUGCAACAGCUCCCACAGUCAAGCCCGGCCAGCAGAAAUCCUAAUCAUCAUGACUCUACUGAGAACUGCAGCUCUAGUAGUUUCAAAAUUCUAACAGAAUCUGUUCAUUAAUGACAUUUGAUAUCAAAGAGAGUGUAUUAAGAUAUUUAGGCUAGUAUAUUAACAAUUUUAGUUUCUAUUUUUAAACUAUGGCUCUUAAAU
This is a messenger RNA of Zootermopsis nevadensis, 996 nucleotides long. Its product is annotated as otoancorin-like. Lineage: Eukaryota; Metazoa; Arthropoda; Insecta; Blattodea; Termopsidae. Gene Ontology annotation, biological process: cell-matrix adhesion. Gene Ontology annotation, cellular component: cell surface. The record is from RefSeq and is a predicted model, not a curated record.